Haplochromis burtoni (Burton's mouthbrooder) is the source of this 5564-nucleotide messenger RNA. RefSeq lists its product as uncharacterized. The record is from RefSeq and is a predicted model, not a curated record. Gene Ontology annotation, molecular function: nucleic acid binding. The coding region runs from base 162 to 5564 and encodes 1800 amino acids. Lineage: Eukaryota; Metazoa; Chordata; Actinopteri; Cichliformes; Cichlidae. The transcript has 4 exons.
CCUAAUUCUCAUUGCUGUGGACCCUCUCUUUCAUCAUAUAAGUCACCUGUGCCUUCUGACCGAGGAUAGGAAAAUCCUGCUGUAAUUUGCCAGUUUAUUAAGCACACACAUGUCCAGUUCAAGUGGUCCUUCGAGCCGGAGUAAUUACAGCAUUUCCUAACAUGGCGACAUCCCGAUAUGAUGAAGAACAACAAGGUGCCCGGCACAGGAGACCACAUAGGGCUCCAAGAUAUCUGGAUGACUUCAUCUGGACCUAUCCCCCACAGCCGACUAACCCAGUUCCACCGAAUACUAACGCAGCUACUCCAAUACACCAAACCGCUGGCAUCGACGGCUCACCAGAGAUGGAGAGAAUAAGGAGGAUGGAGCAGUGUGUUACUCAGGUACAGGAGCAGAUGAGGGAAAUACAGAGCGCUAUACAAGUGUCUUUGAACUUUGGCCAAAGAACCCCCCAAGUACAGUUACAAACCCAGGUCCGGAGCCAUAGUAUGCCUUUACUAACUCUGGAUAAUAAUCCUACACAAGCUCCUCCUAUGGGCGGACUAGAAAACAUGCCUCCCAUAUCUCCAGUAAUACCUAGCCCUCAGUUUCAUACUGUACAGCAGACCUCCCCUUCCACAGCUCAUCAUGUUGAUAACCCUCAAAUAUUACAGUCAACAGCUCCUACUCUCCCUGUUAACCGACCUAUUCCUCAGCCCCCUCUAUACGUCCACUCUUCUAUGCCAUCAGCUGCUCAGCCAACACCAGUGGUACCCCGGUCUGCAUUUACAGCAACAGAUCAGUCACAUCCUCCCUGGCAUCAACAAAGAGACCUGAAUUGGCAGUCAUCAACCCCACAGUGGUCUGUGCCACACAGUGCUGCUCAGUUUAGUAUCCCUGGCACUAUGCAGUACCCUGUCACGCUGCCGCCUGGCAUGGCCUCUCCAGGUUAUCCGCCUUGGACUUCAGGCCCACCUCUCAGUCAGCCAUACGUUACACCAGUGCUGCCACCUGCUGUUAGCUCACAGUAUACCUAUCAGCAUCCUGCUCCAGCUGCACCGCCACCUGUCAGUUCACAGCAUGAUGUAAUUCAGAGCAGCCCACAACACUCCUCAUCUCUGCUUUCCUCUCAGAGACCGAACUUGAUGGAGAUGGCUAUUUCCUCUUCUUAUGGCAUCCCAAAACCCAACCUGAUCCGCUUCACCACAGGAAAAGAAAGUGAUUUCCUGCUACUGAAGAAAGGUCUGGAUGGAGUUUUGGGACCACACCCACAUCUGUCUGAGGAUUACAAAUUCCAAGUACUUCUGGAUCAUCUAAAGUUUCCUCCUGCGUUUCAGCUUGCAAAGAGGUAUGUGCAUGACACUAUGCCCUUCACUAAAGCAAUGCAGGCUCUACAGCAGCGCUAUGGACAACCACGCCAAUUAGUCCAAGGUGAAAUUAACAACAUUUUGAGAGCUCCUACAGUGAAAGCUGGAGAUGCACAAGGGUUUGAAGACUUUGCUCUAUCAGUUAGUAGUUUGGUGGGACUACUAAACUCCAUGGAAGGAGCUGCUAAGAGCGAACUAGAGUGUGGCUCCCAUGUGGACAGGCUUUUGAGUAAACUCCCCUUCUCCUAUCAAGACAGUUUUGCUGAAUAUUGUCUUGCAAAGGGCAUCUUGCGGAGUGACUCAGCUAACACCUAUACUCUCCCUGACUUUGCACAGUGGUUGGAGAGGAAGUCACAGGCCAUACAGAUAUCACGAAGGGCUACAGAAAGCUACAUAUCUGAUAAACCCCGCUCAGAUCGUAGAGACAAGUCAUCACGACCAUUAAAGACAUCCUCAUCAGUCUACUAUGGCACUGACAAGCCUACAACACCGACGGCUAAUACCACUUCAGCCACUACUGACAGUAAAGAACCUAUGAAAGGGAAGAAAAGAGAGAAAUUUAAGCCCUACUGCCCCUUCUGUAGCAGUACAGAACAUUACUUGAGUUCCUGUUCUGACUUCAGUAAGCUGAGUACUACACAGAUUAUUACAUGGAUUAAUGACAAUAAGAGAUGCUGGAGAUGUGGUCGGAGUCACCAGCCUGACAGUUGCAAUCUGAAGAAACCUUGCGCCACCUGUGGAGAACAACACCUGCAGAUCCUUCAUGAAGCUGCCUCUCGCUCAAACAAGAGUAUCCUGACAUUGAGUACAGCCUCCAGCAUGGUGUAUUUGGACCAAGUCACUCAUUCAGGCAGAGUCAUGCUUAAAGUGGUCCCAGUUACCCUCCACAAUAAUGGGCGAUCUCUGUCCACCUAUGCCAUUCUUGACGAUGGAUCAGAGCGGACUAUUGUUUUAUCUGCAGCGGUUCAUUACCUGCAAUUAGAUAUCACAGAGGAAUCCCUCAAACUACGAACCAUCAGGCAGGAGGUGUCACAGUUACAAGGCGCAUCCGUUUCUUUUGAACUAAGUGCACCCAGCUCUCCCCAAAUCAAACAUCACAUCAGACGUGUUUUCACUGCUAAGGAACUUAAUCUGGCAAAACAAUCCUGUCCAGUGGACAUACUCCGUCAGAGAUAUCCACAUCUGGCCGACGUUCCCAUCAAAGCAUUUAAGGAUGUGCAGCCUAUGCUUCUUAUAGGCUCAGAUAAUGUCCAGCUCAUCACCCCUCUGUCACCUGUCAAAGUUGGUCCACUAGGCAGCCCUGUUGCUGUCAACACUAACCUCGGUUGGGCCAUCCAGGGACCGGCUACCUUUCUACAUCUACCUACUGAAGCUUCAUGUCUGCACAUAUCCCUGUUACCAACUCCUUCUCAAGCGCUAAGACAGAACGUUGAGAAGCUGUGGCAGUUAGAUGUGCUCCCCUUUCGAUCAGAGAAAGAGGUAACUCGCUCUAAACAAGACAAAGAGGCACUGGAGUUACUGCAGAAAACCACAGAACGUGUACAGGUGGAUGGAGUAGCUCGUUAUGCUACUCCUCUGCUCCGCCGCAGAGACUCCACUAAACUACGAACUGACCAUGACGCAGUGAUGGCUCUCCUUCGGUCCACAGAGAAGCGCCUGAUUAAAGAUCCUGAUCUAGCGGCUGUGUACAAUGCAGAAAUACACAAACUGGAACAAGCAGGUUAUGUAAGAAAACUCACUCCUGAAGAGGCAAACCUCACAGAUGAAUCCUGGUUCAUUCCCCAUCAUAUUGUGCAUCAUAACAAUAAGCCUAGGAUAGUUUUCAACUGUUCCUUCCAAUACAGGCAAGACUGCCUUAACGAUCAGCUGCUACCAGGUCCAACUCUCGGUCCAUCCUUAAUAGGUGUCCUGUUGAGAUUUAGGGAGCACCCUGUUGCUGUGAGUGGGGACAUACGAGGUAUGUUCCAUCAGGUGCGGCUUCUUCCGCAUGACCGGCCCCUGCUGAGAUUCGUGUGGAGAGAUAUGGAAAGAGAUCGGAGCCCGGACAUUUAUGAGUGGUGUGUCCUGCCCUUUGGAACCACAUGCAGCCCCUGUUGUGCCACGUAUGCCCUUCAGCGCCAUGUGCAGGAUCAUAAAGAUGGCAAUGAACAAGUACUAGACUCAGUGCUGCGCUCAUUUUAUGUCGAUAACUGUUUGCAAUCUCUGCCCUUUGCUUUGCAGGCACGACCACUUGUCGAUAACAUCAGAGAGUUGCUAUCUACUGGUGGUUUCGAAAUCCGACAGUGGGCAAGUAACUACCCAGAGGCCAUUGCUCAUCUCCCCUCUGAAGCAAAGUCCCCUACCUGCGAGCUGUGGUUGACUGAACACCAACCAGAUCCCCAAGAACCAACCUUAGGCUUGGCAUGGCACUGCUCCACAGACCAGAUUGCCUACAGAUGUCGGCCAGUGGUUCCUCAGGAGUCAACCAUGAGAAACAUCUACAGCAUCCUCGCCUCUCAAUACGACCCACUGGGUUUCAUCAUCCCCUUCACGACCCGGGCAAAGGUUAUUGUUCAACGUCUGUGGCAGAAUGACAGGAACUGGGAUGAUCCCAUCGAGGGCGAGUUACUCCAGCGGUGGCAAGAGUGGGUGAGUGAGCUACAGUAUCUACAAGAAAUCUGUCUGCCUAGAUGCUACACAGCCCCAGCAACCCAAGAGGGAACUUUCCAGCUGCAUGUAUUCUGUGAUGCGUCAGAGAGUGCUUACGGAGCAGUGGCAUAUUUGAGAUUUAAAUCGGCAGAACAUGAGGUCCACACUGCCUUUAUCAUGGCCAGAUCACGUGUAGCUCCCCGCAAGAAACUGUCAAUUCCCCGUUUAGAGCUGUGUGCCGUACUGGCUGGGGCACAACUGUCUAGACUCCUCCUCAGUGAGCUUACUCUGCCCAUUAGUGAGACUACUUUAUGGACCGAUUCUACCACUGUGUUGAACUGGAUCCAGUCCGAGUCCUGCCACUAUAAAGUGUUUGUAGGUACUCGUAUUGCCAAAAUACAGGAGCUGACUGAGGCCGCCAGCUGGAGGUAUGUCCCCUCAGCUUUGAACCCAGCAGAUGACAUCACCCGGGGAAAACCAUUACAUUUGGCACAGUCUGAUCCUGCAUACAACACCUGGGCUGAUUUGGUGCAGGCCACCUACCUGUCUUCUCACGGGGCGGCUAUCAGCGGCACAACGACUAUGUCAGCGGCACAACGACUAGAGACAGAAGUUCAAAUUCUCAAACAGGCACAACAAGAUAGCUUCCCUGUUGAAGUACACACACUUAAAUCUGGGAAAGAGGUGUACAAAGACAGCAGACUGAGCAACCUUUCUCCCGAAUAUGACAGUCAGCUUGGCCUCAUACGAGUAGGUGGACGUCUCCGGCGAGCAGAGCAGAUGGAUGUUGACACUCUGCAUCCUAUCGUGUUGUCACCAGACCAUCCUACUACUCAGCUCAUCAUCAAAGACUAUGAUACACGUCUCCUGCAUCCUGGCCCAGAACGUGUCUCUGCCGAAUUGAGACGCAGAGGAGGAGACAGAGAGCUGCAGGAGGCAUUCAAAGUGAUGGAGCCACGACUGCAGGAGAAGCUCAGUGAACAGAGCAUCACUUUCCACUUCAACCCUCCGCAUGCUCCACAUUUUGGGGGAGCCUGGGAACGGGAGAUCCGUUCAGUCAAAUCUGCACUUCAAGUUGCUCUCAAAGGUCAAGCGGUGCCAGAGGAUUUGUUGCUUACUGUUCUUAUUGAAGUAGAGGGCAUACUUAAUUCCAAGCCACUGGGAUACGUUUCCUCGGAUAUUGCAGAUGUUGACCCGAUCACGCCAAAUAUGUUGCUCAUGGGGCGGCGCGAUGCUUCCCUUCCUCAGGCAGUUUAUGGCACCAGAGAAGAACUUGGAAGGCGAAAAUGGCGUCACAGCCAAGUCAUAGCGGACCAGUUCUGGACUCAGUUCAUUCAGCGCUACCUGCCUGGACUGCAGCCUCGCCAGAAGUGGAACCAGACUACUCCACCUUUGAAAGUGGGACAGACUGUCAUGGUGGUGGACUAUCAGCUCCCACGGGCUUCCUGGCCCGUAGGACAGGUAACACAGGUAUUUCCCAGCCCGGAUGGACAGGUGCGAGUAGCUGAAGUCGCCAUUGGGGAACAUAAAUACCAACGGCCUGUGUCAAAACUUAUCACGUUACCUGAACUGUCAGCUGAACGUCCUUAG